AUGCCGGCCGAUACGGCUUUGGCUGUAGCGCCGCCGCAAUUGCCGACAAAACGGAAGGCUGAAGACACCCACCAGCGUCGUGUCUGUCCUUCUGCCCCCGAGCGGGUGCCGGCUUCUUCUCCCGACGUGGAGAUGCCCGUUGCUGCUCCUUUGUCGGUAGCUUCCGGUGGCACAGAUUCUGGGACCGCGCCCGCCCCCACUCCCGUGUACCCCACUGAGUGGGCGGCGGAUGUGGAAGGCGGUAGUCGAGGAUCACCGGCCGCCGAGCCGUCCCCGCCCGACAUCCUACCGCGCCGCGCCCGCGCCCGCCGCCUGCCGGCUCCCGCGCCGCGCCUGCCGUAG
Schistocerca piceifrons (Central American locust) is the source of this 342-nucleotide messenger RNA. Its product is annotated as predicted GPI-anchored protein 58. The transcript is spliced from 2 exons. The record is from RefSeq and is a predicted model, not a curated record. Bases 1 to 342 code for a protein of 113 amino acids. Lineage: Eukaryota; Metazoa; Arthropoda; Insecta; Orthoptera; Acrididae.